AUGUUUCAUUGCAGAUGCUCUGGUCAAACAUUACCUCAUAUCUCGAAAGCACUGCAUUCUGUGAACGAGUCGUUUCCGGAGAAAGUCCGUAUCUGGGAUUGCCACAUAACCGUCAUACCUUCUGAUAUGUUCGAUCAGGUGAAGCCAAAGUACCUAUCCAUAGAAAGGAGCUUUUUGGCUCUCCUACGCGAAAACGCCUUAGGAACGAUUGGGCCACGGCUUCAUGGCCUCUACCUCAGGAACAAUCAUCUCAAGGGCAUAAAUCGAGCGAUGCUCCAGGGACUGACGAGUCUUGCAGAGUUAGAUCUUUCGGGAAAUCGAAUCACCUCUCUUACAACCGGAGUCUUCGAUCUAACACCUGAUUUACGUGAAUUGUCAUUAAACGACAAUGGGAUAGCUAUGAUUGAGGAUGGAACUUUCAUGAAGUUGACAUCUUUGAAGAAGCUGAGCCUCAGUGGAAACCAGAUCAACACCAUAACAAAAAAUAUGUUCAAAGGACUUGACUCUUUGGAGGUGCUUAAUCUGCAGAACAAUAAGAUCACCAGCAUUGAUUGGUCGGCUUUUGCUAAUUUGAAGCAGCUAAGAACACUUGAUCUAGGCACUAAUCACGCCAGCAAUGUUGAGAUACGCGGAUUAGAAAAUCUCCAAAAGCUUUUCUUGAAUAACAACAGCAUCAAUUCGCUGAAGAGCGUUAGCCUCAGAGAUCUUCCGUCGCUGAUACUGUUAUCACUAGAUCGGAAUUCAAUCUCGGAAAUUGCCGACGGAGAUCUGUCCGGCUUAGCGAGAAGUACGAGAUUGGAAAGUCUAACAAUUGCUGCCAACAACAUCAGUCAGAUAUCGCAACGAGCCCUGUCUCCUGUUCAGCACCUCAAUGUAUUGGCCAUGCAAAACAACCAGUUGACAUCUCUGACAAAAGACGGUCAAUCCUACCUUCGUCCGCUACGACGUUUAUCAACGCUUCUUAUAUCUGGAAAUCAGCUUCGCUCAAUUGGUGAGCACGAUCUGCCACGAACGCUCACUGUCCUCGCGGCUGAUCACAACCUUCUUGAAAAGAUUGACGUAAAAGCUUUCGAGGGGAUGUCAUUGCAUAAGCUUUUCAUCAACAACAAUAAAUUGCCAUUCCUACAUCGACACACGUUCGAUUCGAUCUCCUUCGACACUCUCGAGGCCAUUGAUAUCACA
Messenger RNA from Strongylus vulgaris, 1182 nucleotides. NCBI's taxonomy places the organism in Eukaryota, Metazoa, Nematoda, Chromadorea, Rhabditida, Strongylidae. The record is from the annotation of a GenBank genome assembly.